Messenger RNA from Porites lobata, 2649 nucleotides. The record is from the annotation of a GenBank genome assembly. Lineage: Eukaryota; Metazoa; Cnidaria; Anthozoa; Scleractinia; Poritidae.
AUGAUAAUCGCCACGUGUCCACGCUCAGAUGAAAGCAUAGGUAUUUGAGAAAAAGACUUUUUUGAUUUUUUUGUUUUAUGUGUUUUGUGCGCAUAGUUCAGAAAAGACAAUCAGUUAAGUGACCACACAACAGUUCAAGAACAAAGCUAGUAGUUCAAUCACCAUAACAGUAGUUCACCGAGAAUAGACUGCAUGCAGCUGCGGGGAAAUAGCCACGUACAAAUAAGUUAGAUUUUUUUAAUAUAAAUGUGUAGAAGAGACUAAGUGGUAAACACUCAUUCAGCGAUGACACAAAAACCAAACUGAGAAAUAGCUAUGGCACAAUGUGAUAUAGUUCUAGUGAGCUCACUAAAGAACAUAGACUGAUGGCAAUUUAAAAGUUAAAUAGUCAGCUCAGAAGGUCUGUCAUUCUCAUCAGGGGCACAGUGAACAGACCUGGAAAGAGAGUCAGCGCUGAAAAGGAAAGUUAACACGGCCAAAAAAAAAACGAAACCUUGGAAAGUCUGGACUUGUGCGGUAAAGAUUACCUAUUUAUUAAACAUGGAUUGAUGUUAGGCACUUAGAGCCAGCUGUGGUACCAUAGCUUGAAACGUGUGCAAAAAGAGUCAAAAAACAAGGUUUCUUCGAUCGUUAACCGUUAUUUUUUCUACUUUCGCAGCGCGAGCUUUGUCGGGUUAUUUAGUAUAUCGAUUUCUUUUGGGCCGUGUUACCUUUCCAGGUCUGUUUUUAGGGAAGCAAGGGAUGGCGCAGUGGUGAGAGCGCUCGCCUCCCACCAAUGUGGCCCGGAUUCAAAUCCCGGCGGCGACGCCGUAUGUGGGUUGAGUUUGUUGUUGGUUCUCCUGUUUUCCCCUGUCCUCAAAAACCAACAUUCCAAAUUCUAAUUCGACCAGUAUUCAGGUAGACGAGGAACCACUCUAUGGAUCUGCUACCUCCAAAUAAUAAUUUAUUGAUUUAUUUAUUUUCACUGUGCCCCUGAUGAGAAUGACAGACCUUCUGAACAGACUAUUUAAAUUUUAAAUUGCUCUCAGUCUAAGUUCCUGUUUACUUUAGGGAGCUCACUAGAACUAAAUAACAUUGUGCCAUAGCUAUUUUUCAGUUUGGUUUUUGUGUCAUCGCUGAAUGAGUAUUUAGCACGUAGUUAAUGCUACACAUUUAUACUAAAAUGCUAACGUAUUUGUGGCUAUUUCCACCGUAGCUUCAUGUAGUCUAUUCUCGGUGAACUACUGUUGUGGUCAUUGAAUUACUUGUGUGGUCAUUGAACCACUAGCGUGGUUAUUUAACUGUUGUGUGGUCACUGAACUGAUUGUGUUUUCUGAACUAUGCACACAGAACACAAAAAAUAAUGAAAGCUGAAUUAAAUUUGUGAGCCUGUUUCCCAAUCACAUUAUUUUUUUAAAAAAGAGAAAAUGACAUAUGAACGUGGACGGAUAGUUUUCCCAUAUUUAAUAAUUAAUUUACUUUAUUUUCUUACAGGGAUUUGUCGGACAACAUGGUCAAACAGCUCGUACCAGGAGUAUUUGCAGAUCUCUCUUCGUUGCAGUUCUUGUAGGUAUCACAGUCUGCGUACCUGUGUCUCUACGCACAUCCACUUUUAUAUAAGUAGAACAACGUCAAAUGCCACAGUUACCGAGACAAUGAAAGUGGUGAAACUAAAUAAAUACGAAUAUAUUCACUCAAUUCAACUACAUUACGUCAUAAUACCAAAAAUACAAAAAGAUAAUGAUAAUGAUGAUAAUAGCAGUUUACUAUAUGCACACUCUGAGUCAUCUUAAAUUGGUGUUUUAAGCACUCUAAUUGGCUCACUCUCUAGGGAUAUUUACGAAAUAUUGAGUGAGGCUGUGUAUGGAGUAAAGAAUUGCGCUGAUCGAAGAUAUCUGCUUGAUUCUCGUAACUGUUUAUUGGACAUACGUGUAUCAUGUCACCUCAAAUUGUUCAUGCCUACUUUGAAAGCAUUAAAGGACUGUGGAAUCUUACAAAUAUAUAGGGAGGAGAACUGGUCGUAUGAGAAUAAGAACUGUUAAUUUAUUUGAUAGAACUAGCACUGAAUCAGGUUUUUCUCAGUUCAUUGCACCCUAAGGGUGUCAACUGAGUUUAUAACUUGCUUGUUGUUCCGAAACAGCCCCUACAAAUGCCAGCUAGUCUGUGCAAUGGGAGAGAUCAGCUUAGACUAUGCUGUACGAACGUAAAAUCUCUCAGGAACAAGUCGCCUGAUUUUCUGUGUUAUGCAUGUACUAUGAAAACGGAUAUUUUCGCAGUGACUGAGAAUUGGUUUUCUCAGCAUGAUAUUGGUUAUCGGAUCAAAGAAUCACCUCCUCGGUUUAAAAUGAUGAACCAUUCCCGCGUGGGCCGCACUAGUGGUGGAACAGCACUAUUAAUAAAUUACUCUCUCUUGACUUCAAAAAGUAGAUGCUGGCGAGAAAGUGUUGGGAAUGGAUUGUGGACUGUGGAUCUUGUUAACUUGUGAUCUUGAUUAUUUAUAGGAUACCGUAUUCUUCUAAAGAUCCGGUUACAACAGCCACAUUUUCUGAAGAAUUCACUUCCUACUUGGAAUCAUUCAUAAUGUCACUUGAAUCAUUGUUAAUUACUGGUGAUUAUGAAAUUCGUAUUGUUGUUCCUAGUGAUAUUAAACAUACACGCCUGUUGGGUUAG